Messenger RNA from Adineta ricciae, 1020 nucleotides. The record is from the annotation of a GenBank genome assembly. Lineage: Eukaryota; Metazoa; Rotifera; Eurotatoria; Adinetida; Adinetidae.
AUGAUUCCCGGUGGAAGAAAUCUAUUUGGAAAUCUCAUGCAAAAAUUGACAAAUGGAGUGAAAAAUCAUUCGAAUGAUCAUUUCUAUCGAGCACCGACAAUUUGCACUUCAGCAUACCUUCCAACACGAGAAGUUACACAUUGGGAUUGUACUGAUCUCGAAGUGUACGCUCUUCAAUUUCAACCGUCAGGUUCUAUAUUAGCAACCGGUUGUAGUGACAAAAUGGUGCAUCUAUGGGAAAUUUCUUCGAGUGGUCAGCAGUACAAAUAUUGUUCACUGCAAGGAAGUCAUGGAGCAAUCAACGCUCUUGAUUUCGACAAUGAUGGAUAUCGUCUUCUGGCUGGAUGUUCGAGUGAUACAGUAUAUAUUUGGUCAUAUGGCGAACAAAAAAUAUUGAAAGAUAUAUACAGAGGACAUCAAGGUCUGGUAUUUACUUGUAAAUUUAUUUCGGCAAAAAAGUUAGCAACGGGCAGUGCCGAUAGAACAAUUAAACUUUGGGAUUUGUAUAGCCGGCAUUGCACACAAACAUUAUUUGCUGGGUCAAAAUGUCAUGAUUUAGUCAUUACUGAUGCAGCUGGUACAAUCAUAAGCGGUCAUUUCGAUAAGAAGAUUCGUAUGUGGGAUCCAUAUACGGAUAAAUGUCGAACAGAAUUAAAAUAUGAUUCUGCCAUCACAUCGUUAUCCUACAACCAAGAGAAAAACCAACUGCUUGCUUGUUUCAAAAACGAUACAUUAAAACUCAUUGAUUUAAGACAACAUAAAACACUUCAUACAUUUAGUCAUGAUUAUUUUAAAGUAAGUACUGACACAGCUAAAGCAAUUUUAUCACCGGAUGGUCAAUAUGCUUGUGCUGGUUCCCAAGACGGUUCGUUAUUUGUGUGGAACACUGAAAAUCGUGUUUGUGAAAACGUUCUCCAACAAAAGCAUACUACAAUGGUCACAUCAGUUGCUUGGCAGCCAGAUGGGAAAUAUGUUGCAUCGUGUGAAAAACAUCGUCGUGUGGUUCUUUGGAGUCAAUAA